AGAAAUAAUGUUAUAUCCACUAUUGGAUGGUUCUGUAAGAUCUAAAUCUGCAGUAAUUUUCAGAAUUUCAUCUCCCAAUCUCAACUCAUCUGAAUAGAACUUAAAAGUUGUUAUCCGAAAUACUAAAUAUGUUAUUAAAACACUAGCCUCUGAUGAAUCCAGCUUUAUCCAUCCAGAUAUGGCAAAUUUCAAUCCUACUUAAUCAACCUCGAAAUUUAGUUGAGCGUCUCCAUCAAAG
Messenger RNA from Paramecium octaurelia, 238 nucleotides. NCBI's taxonomy places the organism in Eukaryota, Ciliophora, Oligohymenophorea, Peniculida, Parameciidae. The record is from the annotation of a GenBank genome assembly.